Cuscuta campestris is the source of this 2243-nucleotide messenger RNA. NCBI's taxonomy places the organism in Eukaryota, Viridiplantae, Streptophyta, Magnoliopsida, Solanales, Convolvulaceae. The record is from the annotation of a GenBank genome assembly.
AAGAUGAAUAGAAAACCAUGACUAUCAAUGAUGUUUGGUUUCCCCUUUUCUUUUCUUUCCUUUUGAAUUUCCUGUAAAGAUUAGAGCUUUUUAUUUAAUGAUGGGUGAGAUGAAAAAGAGCAAAAGAGAAACCCACCAUGACUAUCAAGAUUGGUCUUUUUUUCUUUUUCUUGAGAAUCUUUUGAAGAACAAGACAGUUUUUUGAGAAAGAUGUGCUCUCACGGAUUCGGAACAAGGUGGUGAUGGUUUUUGGCUCGCCUCUGCUGUUUGGUCGGUCCUUGUUUUGAUGGAUUGGUCUCAGAGUAGAAAUCUGAUCUUUUCUGCAAUAGUUAUAGAUUUAGGAUUGUCUCUGCUGUAGGCUGUACAGUACUGUUGUUGGAUGUAACAAUUUAUGGGUUUUUAGUGUUUGGUUUGAUGAUUGUGGGGAAAUCUGUGUUUAUGGAACUUAUUCUUGAAUCGCAAGCUUUAUCAUCAUCAUCAUCGUUAUCUGAGGUGAGGAAGGAUAAGAGAUUUGUGAGUUUGGUUUGUUAGAAAGGGGUGGAGAUAUGGAUGAAGAGGUGAGUUCUUGGAUCAGGAGAACAAAAUUCUCUCAAACUGUUUAUCACAGGUUAGAUUCAUCAAGGCUUGCCUCCUCCUCCAUUCCUAUCACUAUCCAUUCACCAGCCAAAAUUCUCCAAUCAUCAACAUCUGCAGUUGGUAAUUCUAGUACAACCAAACAGCGCGCAGUUUCACCUCUCCCGGAUAUGAAACUCCCGGAUACCUUCAAGGAAGCUCAAUCCAACCAGAAAAGAUUCUCAACUCCACUCCGGACACGCGAUAAGAGUGGGGUUGCUGGGGCAAAGUCCCAUUCUUUAAAAUCUUUGUUGACUUCGAGCCCGAAUCGCCCUUUUGCUCUUGUGAAGUUCAAUGAGAUGAUAAAAGGGAGGAAGGAAUCGGCAUGGAUAAAGUGCUUUGAUCACAACGGAGGAAGAAUUAUGUCUGUAGAUGCUGUGGAUGAACAUAUGGUUGAUCUUUCCGAGCUGUUUCUUGGGCUUCGGUUCGCGCAUGGAGCACACAGUCAACUUUACCAUGGCAAGUACAAGGAAGAACCAGUUGCAGUAAAAAUCAUAAGGGUCCCGGAUGAUGAUGAAAAUGGAGAUUUGGGUUUUCGGUUGGAGAACCAGUUCAUAAGAGAAGUCACUCUAUUGUCUCGCCUCCUUCAUCAAAAUGUUAUAAAGUUUGUAGGUGCAUGUAGAAAGCCCCGCGUUUUCUGCAUUAUAACUGAAUAUCUACCGGAGGGUUCAUUCAGAGCAUAUCUUCACAAGCUUGACCACAAACCUCUGCCUUUAAAGAAACUGGUUGAUAUGGCAUUGGACAUUUCAAGUGGGAUGGAAUACAUUCAUUCGCGGGGAAUCAUUCAUAGGGACCUGAAACCAGAGAACAUACUUAUCACUGAGGAUUUUCAGCUAAAGAUUGCUGAUUUUGGCAUAGCUUGCGAGGAGGCUUACUGUGAUCUUCUGGCAGAUGACCCUGGCACUUACCGCUGGAUGGCUCCUGAGAUGAUCAAGCGCAAGCCGUAUGGACGCAAGGUUGAUGUCUACAGUUUCGGGCUCAUUUUAUGGGAAAUGCUCACUGGUUUUACCCCUUUUGAAGACAUGACCUCUGUGCAAGCUGCUUUUGCUGUUGUCAACAAGAAUAAGAGACCGGCCAUUCCUAUGGACUGCCCUCCAUGCCUGAAGGCACUGAUUGAGCAGUGUUGGUGUUUGCAGCCAGAGAAGAGGCCUGAGUUUUCGCAGAUUGUGAAGGUUUUAGGGCAGUUUGAGUCUUCACUUGCAAAAGAUGGGACUUUAAACCUAGUCCCAAAUUCCAUGACAUUUCAACAAGAUCAUCAUCUUCAUAAAAAGGGCCAAGGCCUUCUCCACAGGUUCCAAAGGCUUGGUAGUCCUACACAGUCGUCGAACGCAACACCACGUUUGGCUAAACCCAGGUUUCCUUGAUGGUUAUGUAGUAGUUUUUGAAUGGUAGGUGUACAACAACAAUAUAUGGUCAUAGCAAUUUGAGCAUGCAUGGCUGUAAAUGUCUGCUAGGAUAGAGAGCUGCUAGAAUCCUAAUGUUGUGUCCAAUGACUUGCUGGAUUCUCUGCACAGGCUGUUUAUGGUUGUCUUGCAGUAGAUGAUGCUAUUUGAUGUGAAUGUAAUAAAAGUGAUAGUAUACUUUCUAUAUGCUGCUUGCCUUUGUUCUUUCUCCACUUUAUGUGUGAUUGG